Molecule: messenger RNA, 1635 nt
Organism: Capsaspora owczarzaki ATCC 30864
Lineage: Eukaryota; Filasterea; Ministeriida; Capsasporidae
Product: WD repeat-containing protein 79
Exons: 2
Coding region: 1-1620 (539 amino acids)
Molecular function (GO): protein binding
Source: RefSeq, a predicted model, not a curated record
AUGGAUUUGGUGAGCGGGCGUCGCAGUCGCAUUGCCGAGUGCACUGCAGCGGACGUCCUGCUCGCCCAAUCACUAGUAUCAUCAUCAUCAUCAUCGUCAUCAUCAUCACUAGUAUCAUCAUCAUCAUCAUCAUCAUCAUCACCAUCGGUAACACUGGGGUCGACAGGCGCACUGAGAUUGUCGUCGUCGUCGUCGUGCCCGCUCGCUGCUCGCCAUGCUGCAACAAGGCCGUCGCUCGACUACUUCCAAGGGUGCAAGUGGGCGCCAGAUGGAUCGUGCCUGCUCGUUGGCGCAAGUGAUCAUACAUUGCGAUUGUUCGCAUUGCCGUAUUAUGCAAUAGCCGAUCAGCAAGCUCCGGAACCAGACACAGAUCAACCCAAAUCAGAGCACGCUCAGACACUGAGCAAUUCUACCGCAAGUAACAAUCAUAACGCGUCAUCGUCCAACCACGAGCAGCUGGGCAUGACGUCAAAAGACAGUCUUGAGGAACUCGUGCCCACGGCUGGCGAAUGGCUGCCGUUUCUCCAGACGACCCGCGGCGAAUCCAUCUACGACUUUGCAUGGUAUCCGCAGAUGAACAGUUCCGUCGAUCCUGCGACGGCGUGCUUUGCCACGACAGCUCGCGCACACCCGGUGCAUCUAGUUGACGCGUAUACCGGAGAAACACGCUGUAGCUACCGGUCGUACGACGACAAGGACGAAAUUGCCAGUCCGUUCUCGCUUGGAUUUUCGCAAGACGGGACGCGGCUGAUGUGUGGGCAUCAAGACCUCAUCGACAUUUUCGAUACACUGCGUCCCGGUCGAGAGUGCACUUCAUUACGACUGCGCGCACGAGGGAAACGAUUACGCCGUGCGUUGCGACAGGAGCGCAACAACGCAGACCAAACAGCGACGCCUGUUCGACGACCCGCAGCCAACAACAAUGCCCAUCAUCCUGUCGAACAAGGUGGCAUUAUUUCUUGUUUCGCAACUCCAAGCGACAACGCUCCGUACUUUGCUGCAGGCUCGUACGACGGCACCGUCGGGCUGUACAGCUCGGCGUCGGAUAAUCCUGUUAUUGACCUCCUCGCGGGCCCUUCUGGCGGUAUAACGCAGCUAGCAAUUACGCCAGAUAAUCGCUAUCUCAUCGCUGGUGGUCGCAAGUCGCCUGACAUGGUUGCGUGGGAUUUGCGCAACAUGGCUUUCCCACUGUGUCGGUUUGCGCGCAGCUGUUCGAGCUACCAACGGCUCGCUUUUGACUUGGAGGGUGCAGUCUCGGGCAGCACUGGCUGGAUGGUGGCCGGGAGCGAUCGUGGCAUUGCCAGCGCUUACUGGCUGCCGUCGUUCCUCUCGAUCGCGUCUAUGGUGUCUUCCGAUUGGCUGAAUCCGACCGCAGAUACCCCUUCUGUCUCGCCCGACAAACCACCAUCCACUAUGCUGUUCAAGGCGGAUGAAAAGGCUUCCUUCCAGGCGCACUCGCAGUCGCCAAUCAAUGGUAUCAGCAUCCAUCCAUAUUUCCCAAUCAUUGCUACCUGCAGCGGAGAGAGGCCCCAGCUGCUCACUUCGGAGGCCGAGCCUGCGCCACCAGUCGAUUCACCAUCAGUCACGCUUUGGCAAGUCCCUGCUCGCGCUGUAACAUAAAGUUUCUGCGGAUCG